AUGGGUGAGGUAUUACGGAUAGAUGGUUUGAAGGCGAUCACAAUAACCGAUCAGGAUGGUGUUAUAUUAAUACAAUCUGUAUUAGAUGAUGUGUCACCAGGAAUGCUUGAGCCUGCAAUAUCGACAACCUUUGCGGCAAUUAGUGAACAAGCAUCCAAAUUGGGUUUAAAAAAAAAUAAAUCAAUUGUCAGCUUGCAUGAACUUUAUCAAAUUGUACAAUUUAAUCAUUCACCCUUGAUAACUACAUUAAUUGCUGAUGCCAAUGCAAAUACUGGUGUAUUAUUAGAUCUUGAAACCGAAUUAAAGGAUGUGAUAGAUACAAUUGCAGUAGCUCUAUCUGAAAGACAUUAG
Messenger RNA from Cetraspora pellucida, 351 nucleotides. The record is from the annotation of a GenBank genome assembly. Lineage: Eukaryota; Fungi; Glomeromycota; Glomeromycetes; Diversisporales; Gigasporaceae.